AUGCCUUUAUUACAAACAAUUCCGACUGUCCUUUCAACAAGUGUUAAUCGUAUAAUUAAAGGCAGACCUCGUCCAUCUUGGAAUUAUAAAUUUCAUAUUGGUUUUAACUUAUUUAAAUCCAUGCUAACUGCAACAUUUGAUAGACCAAUCGAAGAAGUUCAAAUAAUAAGUAACUCAACUAAACUUUCUCCACCAUCUGGUAUUUCUGUAAAAGAAAAUAUAGAAUUAUCUGAUAAUUGUCGCGCAAUUGCUCAACUUCUUCUUGAAAAAUUAUUGGCAAAAUAUGAUGAUGUUUUGGAUCCAAAAUGGAAAGAUACAAAUGGUCAAGAAUUAACCGGUGAAUGGGUUUAUUUUAAUAACAUUCCAAAAAAACAUCCCAUUGUUUUAUUUUUACAUGGUGGUUAUUUUUGCAUGGGUGGAACUAAAAUGAUUAGAUCUCUCGCAAUUGAAAUUGCAAAAAUAUGUAAAGCUGAAGUUUUUGGUGUUGAUUAUCGAUUAUCACCACAACAUCAAUUUCCUGCUGCUCUUUGUGAUGCUAUCGCUGCAUACUUGUAUUUAAUAAAUCCUGGAGAAGAUGCAGGAUUUGACCCCAUUGAUCCUAAAAGAAUAGUUAUUAUGGGAGAGAGUGCAG
This is a messenger RNA of Racocetra persica, 631 nucleotides long. NCBI's taxonomy places the organism in Eukaryota, Fungi, Glomeromycota, Glomeromycetes, Diversisporales, Gigasporaceae. The record is from the annotation of a GenBank genome assembly.